UUAAAGUCAAGCUCUCUGGGCAUAAAUGGCUCAUCCUGUGUGUGUUUGAUUCUUUGUAACUAGGGUUUAUAGGCUAAUAUCUCUUAUUUUUGAUGAAUUGGAGAUAAUUCUAGGUGGGUGUCAUUCAUUGGAGCAUAGAUUAUCUUUCAUCUUUGUGUGCUUCUUAUUUGCAUAUUCAAAGAAGAGGAAAGGUGUGGAACACAACAAAAGCUCCCAGUGAUAUCACCCAAAAUGAAAGGAAAUACAUAUCUUCUUCUAGCUCUGUGAAUUGGAGGUUUAGUAUCUGAAGGGUUUUCUGGGUAUGACUACCUUAAACCACACUGUUGUAAGUCACACAGUCUUCCGCCUGCUGGGCAUCCCUGGCCAGGAGGACCAGCACAUGUGGAUUUCCAUCCCCUUCUUCCUUUCCUAUGUCACUGCCCUGCUUGGGAACAGUCUGCUCAUCUUCAUUAUCCUCACAAGGCCUAGUCUCCAUGGACCCAUGUACCUCUUCCUCUGCAUGCUGGCAGGAGCAGACAUUGUCCUCUCCACAUCCACAGUUCCCCAGGCCUUGGCCAUCUUCUGGUUCCACGCUGGGGAGAUCGCUCUGGAUUGUUGUAUCACUCAGCUCUUCUUCAUCCAUUCUACCUUCAUCUCUGAGUCAGGGAUCUUGCUGGUGAUGGCAUUUGACCGCUACAUUGCCAUUUGCUACCCCCUGAGGUAUACCACUAUUCUCACAAACUCUCUGAUUGGGAAGAUUGGAGUGACCAUCUUUCUGAGAAGUUAUGGUACAAUUUUUCCCAUAAUAUUUCUUCUGAAAAGAUUGACUUUCUGCAAAAAUAAUAUUAUUCCACAUACCUAUUGUGAACACAUAGGCUUGGCAAAAUAUGCUUGUAACAAUAUCCGAGUAAACAUUUGGUAUGGAUUUUCUGUCCUCAUGUCGACAGUGGUCUUAGAUGUUGUGUUGAUUUUUGUUUCCUAUGUGCUGAUCCUCCGUGCUAUCUUCAGCAUGCCCUCCCAGGAUGCUCGCCACAAAGCUCUCAACACUUGUGGCUCCCACGUUUGCAUCAUUAUCCUCUUCUAUGGGCCUGGGAUCUUCACAACUCUUACUCAGAGGUUUGGGCGCCACAUCCCACCUCAUGUCCACAUCCUGCUGGCUAAUGUCUGCAUUGUGGCCCCACCUAUGUUGAAUCCUAUCAUUUAUGGAAUCAAGACCAAGCAAAUCCAGGAGCAGGUGGUUCAUAUCUUGUUUACAAAACAUAAGUGAAUUUGGGUCAAAAACUCAGAACUCAGAUUUUGGAAUCAACAGUUAUCUAUUGAGUGGUAUUUGGAACUGGUGGAUGGGACAGGUCACCUGACACGUGGCUCAGUGAGUUCUGCAUCUGGAGCAGCUUUACCAGGGAGGCUGUUUUAUGAAUAACCCGUGAGAACAGUGUCAUGCUCUCACAUAUUGUACUGAGCAGAGUCCUGUGAAGAUCUGGGGUAGAUAGGGCUGUUCCCAGACAUCAUGUCCCUCUGCCACUAGCAUGAAUUUUGGAAGUAGACAAAGUGAUUGAAAACACUCUGUUGCCUUGGAAUUUGCUUCAUGGAGUUUCUCAAGCUCUGAGAUAUUUAUGAUAUCCCUGGGGCACCACAUAGAACAUUUCAUUCCUUCAUGCUUUUCAUUUUAGUUAAGUGACUUUCUGGGUCAGUGACUCUUGGGCUCUGCAGUUAUUUCUUAUUAAAACAUUCAAGGACUAUGUACAUGCGAGUAGCUGGGACUGUAAGGUAUGUGGCUCCCAUUGUGCAGAACAACCUUGAGAAGCCUGAGUCUGCUGAGUUGUUUUGGGAGAAGGAUGCUGUGGUUCCUGAAGGGGUGGUGCCUGCUGGGAGAACAACAAGGAAGUCAGGCUGUGUACUUCAGUGAUCUUUGAGGUGACAUUCAAAUUCUUCACGUACCAAUUUGGCUUUUUCAGGGGUACUGGGGACCCAAAUUCAGAUAUGCAUCCUUUUUGUCACAAGCACUUUAUAUCCUGAUCUCCCCAACCCCUAUGUUUAUUUAUUGACAAAAAAUAACAGACAUAUUUGGUAUUAUCAAAGAUUUAAUUUUGUAUUUCUUUAUGGCUACCAAAAUCUUGGGAGGCUUGUGUCUCAUGACAAUGGUUUAUCAUUUACACAUCACCUGUUCAUGCUAUCUCAAGUAUUUUAAAUUAUCUCUGGAUUGUUGAUAACACUUAAUACAAUGUAAAUGCUGUACAGUUUCUAUACUGUAUUGUUUAGGGAAUAAAUAAUACAUAAAUAAUGACAAGAAUAAAAGGUCUGCACAUGUCUAGCAUAAAAACAUUUCCCUCCAAGCAUUUCAGGGUCAGAUAAAAACUUGGUGCAAGGAAUCUCCCAGGAAUCUACUAGGAUGAUCCCAGCUAAGACUCCUAGCAAUAGCAGAUUUGCAUAGUCUGAACUGUCCAUCUCCUGUGACCAGAUUGGUACCUAGCCCAAUCAUUAUUAGAGAGGAUUCAUCCAGUAACUGAUGGGAACAGAUGCAGACCCACAGCCAAACCUUAUGUGGAGUUCGAGGAAUACUAUAGAAAAGGGAGAGAAAGAUUGUAAGAGCCAGAGGGGUCAAGGACACCACAAGAAAACUCACAGAAUCAACUGACCUGGGCUUACAGGGGCUCACAGAGACGAAACUGACAACCAGGGAGCCUGAAUGGGACUGACGUUGGCCCUCUGCAUAUAUGUUACAGUUGUGUAGCUUGGUUCUCUUGUGGAACUUCUAACAGUGGAAACAGAGGCUGUCUCUGACUCUUUUACUGGCUUUUGGGACCCUGCUCCCCAUACUGGGUUACCUUGCCCAGCCUUAAUACGUGUGGAGGUGCUUAGAUUUACUACAAUUUGAUAUGCUAUGUGUUGUUGAUACUCAUGAGAGACCUGUCCUUUCCUAAACAAAAAUGGAGGAGGAGUGGACUGAGGGCUAGGAACAGAGGGGGGAUGGGAGGUAGGGACUGGGAGGAGAGGAGAGACGGGAAAGUGCUACUGGGAUGUAAAAUAAAUAAAAAACAUCUCCCCCCCAAAUACUUUCUA
Molecule: messenger RNA, 3039 nt
Organism: Peromyscus eremicus (cactus mouse)
Lineage: Eukaryota; Metazoa; Chordata; Mammalia; Rodentia; Cricetidae
Product: olfactory receptor 52B4-like
Exons: 1
Coding region: 302-1246 (314 amino acids)
Biological process (GO): G protein-coupled receptor signaling pathway
Cellular component (GO): membrane
Molecular function (GO): olfactory receptor activity; G protein-coupled receptor activity
Source: RefSeq, a predicted model, not a curated record